Messenger RNA from Paramecium octaurelia, 847 nucleotides. Lineage: Eukaryota; Ciliophora; Oligohymenophorea; Peniculida; Parameciidae. The record is from the annotation of a GenBank genome assembly.
AUGAUCAAUUUUAUUCAUAUUAUUCUUUUUACAUUGGUUUCUGCUAAAACUAAUGAGGAAGAAUUGAGAGAAGCUGCUUGUGUUAUAUUUUCAAGAUAUAUACUCCAGGUUCAAUCACUCCAAGCUAGUCCACAGAUUGCAAAAUUGAUUAAGGAAUAGAAAUAUAAUUAGGAUGAUGCCAUUUACGUAGUCUAAUCAGCAGCACUUGAUAAAUGCUUAAUUAAUGUCAAAUAAAGAGAAGUCACUAGAGUAAUCGUUAUCUCUAUAAUCUAAGAUUUUGGAUGGAUUGUAAAAUCAAUAAUUAGAGUUGGAGAAAUACACUCAUCUCCAUGAAAAUAUUUAAUAUGACAGAUUCAUCAAUAAUAAGCAAGAAAUAGCUAAGCUAAAUUAAUUGACUGAAAUCAUAAAAGAUGUUGAAGAAUUAAUUCAAACACAAUGGUAGAAGAGACCAGAGGUUGAAAAGAGAAGGUAAGAAUAACGAGAAUCCGAAGAAAUGGAUCAAGAAAUUGUAGAUUAAUUAAAUGAAGUGCCACUGGUAGAAUAAUUUGAUCUCACCAAAUUUUCAUUGAAACACAUACUUCUUAAAAAUAAGGAAUACUUGAUUUUUGCUCUCUUUAUUUUAGUGCCAAUAGUCUUGAUAUUUAAUGGUAAUUUUAUGAAUAAUUCUUAAGUUUGUUGUAAAUCUAGAGAUCAAAAAGAUAAGAAGAGUUCUGAUAAAAAAUCAGUAAAGAAUGAAAAAAAGGAUUCAACAAAUUCAAACCCUGAAAAUAAGGAGGCAAAGGAGUCAUCUCCAGACAAAAAGACAGGCAAAAGUGAGAAAAGUAAAAGUAAAAAAGAAUGAUUAAAU